Messenger RNA from Branchiostoma floridae (Florida lancelet), 2948 nucleotides. RefSeq names its product programmed cell death protein 6-like. Gene Ontology annotation, molecular function: calcium ion binding. The record is from RefSeq and is a predicted model, not a curated record. Lineage: Eukaryota; Metazoa; Chordata; Leptocardii; Amphioxiformes; Branchiostomatidae. The coding region runs from base 369 to 869 and encodes 166 amino acids. The transcript has 6 exons.
CAGUGAUGCGAUGCUGCGUAUGUCUCCUCGAUGGCGAGGGCGCAGAUUCUUUCCUUCUUUUCGGCGACUUUCCCCACAAAGCCGUAGGUCAACAGUCAAUCAGUUGUGGCGGUUACGCUAGAAUGGUUUCCCUGCUAUCGAAAUCCGGUGAAAUUGGUCGAGUUUGUGGAUUUUCUCGUAAGGGAGAAGCAGUAGAAGUGGAUGGUCAAAAGUGGGUGUGGCCCUCCCUAGAAUCAUCUGCAUCCUGGCAAAUCACACCUGUAGAGAUGGGCACGGGCCAUCGAUGCCGUACGCGCCGCCCCUCCAAAGUUUUCUUUUAAUGGCAGUUUAUAGCGGCUGGAAGGGAAGAUGAACAAAACCAUGAAUGGAUGUGUGUGCCAGAGGUUGCAAGAGUGGACGCGGACAGGAGUGGUGCCAUUUCUGCUAAAGAGCUACAGACAGCCUUGUCCAAUGGAACAUGGACUCCCUUCAACCCAGAAACUGUCAGGCUUAUGAUAGGGAUGUUCGACAGGGACAACUCUGGCACCAUCAACUUCCAGGAGUUCCAGUCCCUGUGGAAGUACAUCACGGACUGGCAGAACACAUUCCGCAGUUACGACAGGGACAACUCGGGAACUAUCGACAAGAACGAGCUGAAGAGUGCUCUGACAAGUUUUGGGUUCAAUCUGUCGGACCGUUUCUACGAGAUCUUGCUCAGGAAGUAUGAUCGGAUGGGUCGAGCCAGCUUAUCGUUUGAUGACUUCAUCCAGUGUUGUGUUGUAGUUCAGACCCUGACUGGAUCCUUCCAGCAGUUUGACACCAACAGGAACGGCUGGAUCGACAUCUCCUAUGAGCAGUUCCUCACUCUUGUCUUCAGCCUGAAGUCAUAGACAGCAACUUACAGUUACUGUCCAAAACCUUUGCAAGAUUUUUGUCUUGCAUUUGUGGACAUUUAAGCUCGCUACCUAGUCUAGAGUAGCAUUUUGGGACUUUCCUAGUAUUAUCUAAAAAAUAUUGGCCAAAUAGUACAGUUGUUGUACAUGAUGUAACUGUACAAAAUGUUGCAUCACUCCACUUUGAAGCCUCUCUACAAAUCCCUUGGAUCAUUCCUAAAAUGAUGUAUGAAAACAGUUUGCCACACUACAGCAAUGCACUCAAGUUUUAAUAGGUGAAUAACAGGUGAAAAGAACAUGCCAGGUGCAUGUAGCAUUGCCCCCCUCAAACCUUUGCCACAAGGUUUACAUGUAAAUUUGCCCUCCGUAUAUAACAUUUGUACAUGUAUAUACUUGUUUCCUUUCUGAAAGUCUGUGUACAGUAUUGAUGUGUAAGGCGUAUGAAUGGCAGACGAUGAUGGUACAUGUAUGUGGACUUUGAAAGAUAGACUAUUUUGCUACAAAAGAAGCCCUAUAUUGUGCCUAUUUGCAAUGUAAGUUGUCGUCUCCCAGAAGAGCAUUCCAUUGAUGUACAUGUAUGAUAUCAUGGAAAUAAGACUGAUUCUGACAGGUGGCAACAAUACUGUAUGAACUGUAAAUGUUUCGCAGCCUGUGAAGUGGAAUAAAAAGUGGCAACAAGAAAAAAUAAACAAAAACAAAAAUUACAACACGGAGCAAACCAUAAAUCAGCAAAGAAAGAAAUACACCCGGAGAGAAACCAAAGGGAAGCGGCUAGGCCUAGGCCAAAGAGGAUGGACUGUAAAGGACAUACUAGUUGUAAAGGUGCAUGUGAUAGUGGACCAUGAUACUGCAUACAAUAUUUAAUUUGUGCUUAGGAUGUGUGCUCGCCUGUCUUACACUUGCUGUGUAGACUGAUGUAGACCACAACUCAAAUUUGCAUGUAGAAAAAGAAAAUUCUUGUUCGUGUAAAUCUUGUGGCAAAGUCUUUGAUCCUAGACUCCAACCCCCACUCACCUGAACAGUUAAAAGAUGCUUAAAUCUGUUAAAGUGUAAAAAGCUCAAGGAAGGUGUCUUCCAACAUGUUUCACUCUUAGACUAGCUCUGUGAUCAGCAGAUGAUAACAGCUUUCUGAACUGUACAUGAUGUAUUUUUGGUGUGUAAACUUUAAGAACUUUUGGAGACCGAAGAUAUAUUUACAUGUAGAAACUGUAGUAGUGUACUGUACACGUAGUUUGUAAGCAGAAAAUAUUGAGUGCCAUCUAGUAUUAGUGUGAGGUAUUUUGGAAUUUUCACUGGCUUUAUAUCCCUCUUGAUUGUAACUACAAAAGAGCAACUUUUACCACUCAAAGAUGACUGAAGUCAUGCUGCUCAGAGUUGACAUUAGAUGAUCUUUUUAACUGAUAUCUGUCAUUUUUGGGUCACGAAAGUACAUGGCCUUGAAAUAUGAUAGAUUGUGUAACGACUAGCAAUGUCAUGCCAGCAGCAUACGAUACGCACAUGUACUGUCAGUGAGGUCUUUACAAUGUUACAAUGACUUACACAUGUGCCUGUGCAAUUGUGACCAGUAUCUAUAAGUGUCAAUAUGUAGCUGUCAAUCACAAACCUGGCACAAGCUCAGCCAAAAUCUUAUUUUGUUCACAAGUAUUUGCUGAAAUAUUAUGCUGUUGGUAUUGUGGGCCUGCACAUGUGGUCAGUGGAAAACGUAUGGUGCCAUUGUACCAAUAUUUCUUGGGAAAAAGUUCAUAUACUGUAUUUAAGGUAAACCAGACAUCAUGAAUGUAUGAAAACUGGCUUUGAUCAAUCCUGGCCUUCAAAUUAUUCUUAUUAGGAUGAACAGCUCAUGAAAAAUUGGAUAUUCCAAUCGGAGAGUUGUUGCUAUGAUAUUCCUGUUAAUGAGAUUGCUGGCAUUCAUGGAAAGUCAAGUGGAGGUGCUACUGUGCAGCAACUGUCACAUUAGAGGUAGUGUUAGGAAUUGUCUUUGCACCAGGCUGAAGAAUAACAUGCCUGGUUUCUGAUAUAUUCUGGUCAGUUUUUGUACAAAUGAUAUGGUCAUGGAAUAAAGUGUGGUGAACAGCA